AUGACGUUAAAUGUCAUUGAUUAUAAACCAAAUACGGAGAGGCUAAAGAACUGCGGAAUGACGCUGAGCCAACAGUGCCUCUCUCUCAGCCUUUAUAUUUUCUCGAGUUCUCGUUCAUGGAAAUUUGAUGAAAUCCUGAGCUCAAAUCAAAGGCUGGAAAGAAUUUUGCUUCUCCAAAGUAGUCCAGAAUUUCGUGAAUUAGAGGAAGUGGCAUUACGUAUGAUGCCAUGGAAAAAGUCAUCACCAGUCCUUCCUGUCAUAACAGUUACUGGGGUUCAGCAUUACCUAGUUAUUGAAAAAGGCAAGGCAGCUAUACCUUACGAGCUACCACCGCAUUAUAUAUUUGAGGCUGUUACGAAUCCGGAGAAAAGUAGACUCGUUGCAUACGUCGACAAGAAAAAAAAGCUGCGUCCAUUCGGGGUUCCGCAACCGCAAGGAAUUCAGAGGGUUGAAGUGCCCAUAGUUGGUAACGAAGCCAGACACCCCAUAAAUGUAGCCCCUUUCCAUGAUGGGCUUGCGGAGUUAUUAGCAAAGGUCAAAAAUAAUUGGAAACCCUACACUCGAAAGAUCCAAAUAUCGGCAUUGAGCGCAAUAGAAAGAGGAGUUGUAACUAUUUUUGGGGUUACCCAUUUCCAAUGUCCUGUUCAGAAGGGCCUACCACAAACUCACCAGGUGCGCCCAGGCGAACAUAUCACGUGUGUAACAGAUCCACAAAGAUCGAAAUUCGUCGGAGUGAUGUUCGCUGGAAUGCUCUGCUCACUUGCCGUUCCGGGAGGCCAGAAUUAUAAAAAAGUCGAACUGCUAAUAAUUGGCAACCAGGCCGCCGAGAUUCUGAACGAUAAUCAGUUUAGAAGUCCGAUGGAAAACUUCAAGAAUAGCGAACCUUGGUUCCAUUACCAACGUGAGGCCAGAAUAGCGACCAUAACAGAAAAGUCCCCACAGCUCUCACCGAGAGGACAAACACCGAACUCAUUCGGCUCAAAGAGCGCACCAAACUCACCGAUCUCAACAAACUCAGGUCGCUCACUGCAACGUUCACAAACAUUCUAGAAUGUACUCCUCCGAGUGUGCCUAUAAUUUAUGUAGACUAAAGAUUAUUAUUAUAUUUUGAUAACACAUUAUGGAUGAAAACAAAAAACUACGAGAAAGAAUUUGAAAUUAUAUAUAUAUUUCAGUGUGUCGACUAAUGUUCCUCCAAAAAAUAUCCAAAAAAGUUAUUGCCUUUUUUAUCCUCCUUUCUGUCGGAAACAUUCCUUCCAUUGUCUUGUUCCGUUAUCUGAAUUUCACAAUCCUUGAACAUCUCCUUUCCUUCCAUCUCUUUUCCAAAUACUUUG
Messenger RNA from Belonocnema kinseyi, 1334 nucleotides. RefSeq lists its product as uncharacterized. Bases 1 to 1050 code for a protein of 349 amino acids. The transcript is spliced from 4 exons. Lineage: Eukaryota; Metazoa; Arthropoda; Insecta; Hymenoptera; Cynipidae. The record is from RefSeq and is a predicted model, not a curated record.